CCAUCAAAAUCCCUUAAACCUAGACUUUUUUACUCCAAUCCAUGGCGGCUAAUAACAGAUCCGAUCAUGGGUCAGACGAAAACACAAGACUUUACAAUCCUUACCAAAACUACGAAGUCCCAAUCAACAAAUCUCAGUACCUUUACAAGCUUCCAACAUCUCCUGAGUUUCUCUUCACGGAGGAGUCUUUAAGGCAACGUAGAUCUUGGGGUGAGAAUCUCACUUUCUACACCGGAACAGCUUACCUCGGUGGCUCCGUUGCCGGAGCUUCUGUUGGAGUUAUCACUGGAGUCAAAAGCUUCGAAUCUGGCGACACUACUAAGCUCAAAAUCAACAGGAUCUUGAACUCUUCUGGUCAAACGGGUCGAACUUGGGGUAAUAGGAUUGGUAUCAUUGGGUUGGUUUACGCAGGGAUCGAGAGUGGUGUUGUGGCUGUCACGGAUAGAGAUGAUGUUUGGACCAGUGUGGUGGCUGGUCUUGGGACCGGAGCUGUUUGUAGAGCGGCUAGAGGAGUGAGAUCUGCGGCUGUGGCUGGUGCUCUUGGUGGACUUGCGGCUGGAGCUGUUGUAGCUGGGAAGCAAAUUGUGAAGCGGUAUGUGCCCAUUUGAAGACUGCAAGAGUCUAAUUGGAAGACUCUGUUUCGUCGUUGUUGAAAUUUUUGAUAGGGGAAAUGGUGAGAAUUUGAUAGGUUUGGUAUGUCUUUGGAAUCAUAAAAAUGAAAACUUUAUUUGGUUUCUAGAGGUACAAGUCUGUAUGUCUGUCAGUCAUAAUGCAGUUUCACUUUGAAGAAUAACCUGCAAACCUUUUUUUAUAUUCAUACUGAUAAAAUGUUUUGCCGAUUGGUAAUUUAAUUUGUCAUGAGUGUGUUUCUUCUAGUUAGUGUUUUAUGUUUCUGUUUUUGAUCAAUGUUAACUCUUUCUUGAUUCGUUGAGAAACGGAUGUGUUGUAUUACAUUUGUAAUGAAGCUCUUCUCUCAAGUUUUUUUUCUUAUCAUUUUGUUAAUUGGGAUGGUGUAGUAUGUUCACAUAAUUGUAUACUCUGUUUAUCUCAUUGAGUGCUAACCUGAUGUUUGAUGGUCCUAUUUGUUACCUAUUUUUCCCUUUGGUUCUAUUUCUCUGGACUGUUCUCUGCUCUUACCUAUUCAUUUUGUCUGUAAGAUUUCACAAGCUAUGAUGAGGGAUCAGUCACUUUUUGUUUUGUGGUUUUUGGCUCUCAUGUCUCAGUCAUAUUGUGUAAUAAACCUUCCCUAAGCUC
Messenger RNA from Arabidopsis arenosa, 1254 nucleotides. The record is from the annotation of a GenBank genome assembly. Lineage: Eukaryota; Viridiplantae; Streptophyta; Magnoliopsida; Brassicales; Brassicaceae.